Rotaria sp. Silwood2 is the source of this 903-nucleotide messenger RNA. The record is from the annotation of a GenBank genome assembly. NCBI's taxonomy places the organism in Eukaryota, Metazoa, Rotifera, Eurotatoria, Philodinida, Philodinidae.
AUGCGUUAUUACUAUAAGGUCACUAUUCUUAUUACAUUUCCAACAUUAUUUUCUAUCAUAUUAAUAUAUUAUUCUUCACAUUUCUCUUCAACAUAUGACGAAGUAAUUAUCACUCAACAUGCCAUUCCAAUGCAAAUGACAAAGUAUAAUAAAAUAUCCAUUCCGCGAAAUAUCAUUCAAACGGGUACCAAAAACAGUGAUGGUUGGAUAAACAGUCAAUCAUUUAGACGACUCAAUCCAAAUCAUUCUUAUUUAUUUUUUAAUGAUACCGAAGCAGAAAAGUUUGUUCGUAAACAUAUGUCAUCAGCUGUUGUUCAUGCUUAUGAAAUCAUGCCUAUAGCAGUAUUAAAAGCAGAUUUUUUUCGAUAUAUUGCCAUUUAUAUACUUGGCGGAGUUUAUUCAGAUAUUGAUACAGAAUGUUUACGACCUAUUGAUACAUGGACUGAUAAUCAUACGAAUGUUGGUCUUAUUGUUGGUGUCGAAGCAGAAGGUCCAACCUGGAAAAAAGAUUUCGCUCGACCACUUCAACUAUGUCAAUGGACAUUUGCUGCAAAACCAUAUCAUCAUAUACUGAAACGAAUGAUACAAAAUAUUGUGACACAAACAAAACACUUUUUUAAUAAACCAAUAAAUAUAAGUAUUGUUAUGAAUUGGACAGGUCCAGGCCUUUGGACAGAUACUGUAUUUGAUUAUCUUAAUGAAACAUAUCAUGUGCAAUGGCCUACACUAACAAAAUUAGAUCAUACUCGACUUAUUGGUGAUGUUUAUAUUUUACCAAUAACAGGAUUUCAGCCGUCUGCUUUUGAUAUGGGUGCAAGAGGACCAAAUCAUCCAGAAGCACGUAUUGCGCACUUUUUUCACGGAAGUUGGAAAAAGAAGUAUCCGAAGAUGGCAAAUGAAUAG